CGCGCUGAGCCCGCCUUAAAGCCGCCCCCGCGACCCGGAAGUAGACUCGCGGCGGCGCGGGAGCGACGGUUGAGGUGAGGCGCGGGUAGCCAGGGCAGGGCAGCAGCCAAUAUGACCACCAGCCAGAAGCACCGGAACUUUGUGGCUGAGCCCAUGGGUGAGAAGCCCGUUGGCACUUUAGCUGGCAUUGGAGAUGUGCUCGGCAAGAAGCUGGCAGACAAAGGUUUUGACAAGGCUUAUGUAGUGCUUGGACAGUUCUUAGUGCUGAAGAAAGACGAAGACCUCUUCCGCGAAUGGCUGAAGGACACGUGUGGAGCGAACGCAAAACAAUCUAGAGACUGUUACGGCUGCCUGCGAGAAUGGUGCGAUGCCUUCUUGUGAACGUUGUGGGUCAAAGCUUGGUGGAUGCUGUGAGGGCUUUUGUAGGUAGCUAGAGACUAAACCGUCCCUGAUCCUCAGCGUACGCUCUGUAUAGGGUUCUUUCGGGAUUUCACUCUGAAAACCAGAAAAACGAAUGCUCCUUUUUAAUGUCACUCAACUUCCGUUCCUCUGAAGAGGAAGUUGGGGAAGGGGCCACGUUCCAGUUUGGACCCCUUACAAGUGUUUCACCCUUUGUAGCUUUCCCUGUUGAGCUAUCCAUUAGUACUCCCCGGCUGAAUUCUUGGCUCCCUGGGCUUGUGGUUUAACUACUGGUUCUAAAAACAAGAUUUGUAUUAAUAUUGGUGGAGAUCUCCUUUCUCUUCUGGGACCUCCACGUAACUUUUAUGCUGCCUAGUUGAAUGUCAGGACCCCAAAUAAUGCAGUGUUUUUAAAUCAAUAAAACUCAGCUGUGUUUAAUAUUCA
Candoia aspera is the source of this 843-nucleotide messenger RNA. It is a transcript of the gene BANF1, whose product is annotated as BAF nuclear assembly factor 1. Gene Ontology annotation, molecular function: DNA binding. The record is from RefSeq and is a predicted model, not a curated record. Bases 112 to 381 code for a protein of 89 amino acids. The transcript is spliced from 3 exons. Lineage: Eukaryota; Metazoa; Chordata; Lepidosauria; Squamata; Candoiidae.